AUGGGACCCUCGGGGCGGCUGGUGACCAUCAGAAGGAGCGGGCUGGACGGAGCCCACUUCCCGCUGACCCUCAGCAGCUGCCUGUUCGGAAGGGACAUCGAGUGUGACAUCCGCAUCCAGCUUCCCGUGGUGUCCAAACAACAUUGCAAAAUCGAAAUCCACCAGAAGGAGGCCACCCUGAUUAAUUUCAGUUCCUCGAACCCAACACAACUCAACGGCAGGGCCAUUGCCCAGCCUGUCCGCCUGCAGCACGGAGAUGUGAUCACGAUUGUUGAUCGUUCUUUCAGGUAUGAAGACGCCAGUCACCAGAGUCACCAGGAUGGGGACAGACCAGCCGCGAGUGUGGGACGGAGACACUCACAGGAGUCUCUGCGUCCACUUUCUGUGUCCGGCUUCUCCUCGGACCACGAUGGGGAAGUUCCAGAUUCCGAAGUCCUUGAAGAGAAGGUUCCGGGGCGCUCCGGGGUGCGUGCGAAGAGCCUCGGAGGUGCCCGCAGGAGCCUGGAGAGCCACGCCGGCAGGAGAACCCCGGAGCUGGCCGGGGAGCGGGGCAGGCCCCCCGGGACCCCGAGACCCGAGAAGGGCCGCACGAGCCUCUCUCCGUUUCAGCAGCUUUACGAGUCGAUGAAAGAGGAGCUGGGUGGCCGGGCCGAGAAGGAGAAUGUCCCCGGGGCCCCUCGGGGGAGGUCGGCCUCCCUCGGGCCCCAGGGCCAGCCCCCUGCCCCGGGCUCGGGAGGGCCCAGGAGGAAAUCGACCGGGGGCUCCCAGCGGCAGGCUGUCCCCGCGCCCGCAGAACAGGGGCACACCCCAAAGGAGCGGCAGGGACCCGGGGCCCACCCUGUGAGCUGUCCUCGCCCAGGAACACCCGUGGCCAAGAGCCCAGGGCAGCCGGCCCCGUCCCCGCGACCUUCCUCCCGGAAACGGCGGCGCAGCGAGGCCCUGGGAGCUGACGCCGGAAUGGGGUCUCCGAGUCCCGGGCCACAGAAGCUCCCGAGGAAAAGUCAGACCCCCACGAAGGUGGAAGGCGCCUGUGUUCCCGGGGACACGCCAGAGAAGCCCCUGCCCAAGAAGCAGAGGAGGCUGAGCUCCAGCGGGGCGCAGAGCCCCUCCGUCCUGGCCCCCCUGCUCAUGCAGGGCCUGGGUGAGACCCCGCAGGUCCCCCGGGCCGAGAAAGCAGCGGGGCACGCCGGCCCUGGCUCCCCUGGCCUGGGCUCCACCCACGUGGGCAGCUGCAAAGACCCCGCUAAGUGGGCAGCAGGCGAGCAGGGGAAGCGCAGGCGGGUGUCCUUCGGGGGCCGCCUCAGACCGGAGCUAUUUGACGAGAACUUGCCCCCCAACACGCCCCUGAAGAGAGGAGAGACGCCACGGAGAUGCCGCUCGCUGGCGCCCAGCGUGCUGAAGACCAUCAUCAAGGGGCGGCCACAGAGCCCAGCACAAGGCGUGCCCCCUUCAGACCCGCGCCAGGAAGCCGCUGACAGUCCCAGGCAGCCUGUCCCGGUGGUGGACACGCCCAAGCGGACCUCACGGCGGAGCGGCCAGCAGCCUCCUCGGAGAGUAUCCCUUGGGCGCAGCCGACAGGGCAUCCUCCAGAUGAUCCACUCCAAGAGGAGGAGCGGCGCGUCCGAGGCCAACCUCAUGGUGGCCAGGUCAUGGGCAGACGUGGUGCGGCUUGGCGCCAAGAAGACGCAGACCAGGACGGCGAAGCACGCGCCCAUCCGGCAGCCACCGAGAAAGCAGAGAAGAAUCCAGAACACCCCGAAGAAGCCGGUGGGCAGCAUCCCUGACCAUUUCAGCACUGGCCACGCCAACUCCCCCUGCACCAUCACCGUCGGCAGGGCCCACCUGGAGAAGGUGCGAGAGCCGGCCCGCCCUCAGUGGAUGCUGAAUCACCUGGUGUCCAGCCACAAGGCCGGCUUCCCCGAGGACCUCUCAGCGGAGGCUGCCCAGGGCGUGCAGGAGACCCCUAUGAUCGGGAAGUCCCCACGCACACCGCGGACGGUCACCCCCAUGUGCAGAGGACCAGCCAGUGAUGCAGGAAAGCUGAGGCUUCUACAGAAAACUCCAGAACAGAACCUGGGCCCGGCAGAAGGUGUCAGCGGGAGCAGGAGGAAGUCGGGAACCCCCAGAGUGAAGGCACAGCCCCUUGAGGACCUGCCCAGCUUGGAAGAGCUUUUCCAAACCCCAAAGCAAGUCAAUGCAAUAGCAACGUCCGAGGACGGGCCCUGUUCAUCUGCCAAGCCAGAGCCCGCCGGCACCCCCACCCCCAGCAGGCGACUCAAGAUACCAUCCCGGGGAGUGGGGGAGACCCCUGCAGCCAGAACAACUCCCCACAAGCCGGUGAGGGCUGCCACCACACGUGGAGAGCCAGCGGGUCUGGAAGGAGUCACGGGACCUCAGGAGACUGCAGGGCAGGACCUGGGCCUGGCAGGAGGCGUCACAGGGAGCAGGAGGCGGUCGAAGACCCCCACAGUGAAGGCGCAGCCCCUUGAGGACCUGCCCAGCUUGGAAGAGCUUUUCCGAACCCCAAAGCAAGUCAAGGAAGCAAAGUCCGAGGAUGGACCCUGCUCGUCUGCCAAGCCAGAGCCCGCUGGCACCCCCAUCACCAGCAGGCGACUCAAGACACCAUCUCGGGGCAUGCAGGAACCUUCCGCAGCCAGAACAACCCCACACACACCGGGGAGGGCCACCCCUACGUGCAGAGGACCAGCCAGUGAUGCGGGAAAGCUCAGGCUUCUACAGAAAACUCCAGAACAGGACCUGGGCCCUGCAGAAGGUGUCAGUGGGAGCAGGAGGAAGUCGGGAACCACCGGAGGGAAGGUGCAACCCCUUGAGGACCUGCCCAGCUUGGAAGAGCUUUUCCGAACCCCAAAGCAAGUCAAGGAAGCAAAGUCCGAGGAUGGACCCUGCUCGUCUGCCAAGCCAGAGCCCGCCGGCACCCCCGCUGCCAGCAGGCGACUCAAGACACCAUCUCGGGUUGUGCAGGAACCUUCCGCAGCCAGAACAACCCCACACACACCGGGGAGGGCCACCCCCAUGUGCAGAGGACCAGCCAGUGAUGCGGGAAAGCUCAGGUUUCUACAGAAAACUCCAGAACAGGACCUGGGCCCUGCAGAAGGUGUCAGUGGGAGCAGGAGGAAGUCGGGAACCCCCAGAGUGAAGGCGCAGUCCCAUGAGGACCUGCCCAGCUUGGAAGAGCUUUUCCGAACCCCAAAGCAAGUCAAGGCAAUAGCAAAGUCCGAGGACGGGCCCUGCUCGUCUGCCAAGACAGAGCCAGCUGGAACCUCCAGUACCAACAAGCGACUCAAGACACUGUCUCGGGGCGUGCAGGAACCCUCCGCUGCCAGAUCAGCCCCCCACACACCCGGGAGGGCCGUCCCCACAGGGGGAGAGCCAGCGGGUCUGGAAGGAGUCAUGGGGCCUCAGAAGGCUGCAGGGCAGGACCUGGGCCCAGCAACAGGCAUCACGGGGAGCAGGAGGCGGUCACGGACCCCCAGAGUGAAGGCGCAGCCCCUUGAGGACCUGCCCAGCCUGGAAGAGCUUUUCCGAACCCCAGAGCAAGUCAAGGCAGCAACAUCCGAGGACGGGCCCUGCUCGUCUGCCAAACCAGAGCCAUCCGGCACUCCCACCGCCAGUAGGCGACUCAAGACACCAUCUCGGGGCAUGCAGGAACCUUCUGCAGCCAGAACAACCCCACACACACCAGGGAGGGCCACCCCCAUGUGCAGAGGACCAGCCAGUGACACAGGAAAGCUCAGGUUUCUACAGGAGACUCCAAAGCAGGACCUGGGCCCGGCAGAAGGUGUCAGCGGGAGCAGGAGGAAGCCGGGGACCCCCAGAGUGAAGGUGCAGUCCCAUGAAGACCUGCCCAGCUUGGAAGAGCUUUUCCGAACCCCAAAGCAAGUGAGUGCAAUAGCAACGUCCGAGAACGGGCCCUGCUCAUCUGCCAAGCCAGAGCCCGCCGGCACCCCCACCGCCAGCAGGCGACUCAAGACACCAUCUCGGGGCGUGCAGGAACCUUCCGCGGCCAGAUCAGCCCCCCACACACCGGGGAGGGCCGCCCCCACACAUGGAGAGCUAGCGGGUCUGGAAGGAGUCAUGGGGCCUCAGGAGGCUGCAGGGCAGGACCUGGGCCCAGCAGCAGGCAUCACGGGGAACAGGAGACGGUCGCGGACCCCCAGAGUCAAGGCACAGCCCCUCGAAGACCUGGCCAGCUUGGAAGAGCUUUUCCGAACUCCAGAGCAAGUCAAGGCAGCAACGUCCGUGAAUGGGCCCUGCUCAUCUGCCAAGCCAGAGCCCGCCGGCACCCCCAUCACCAGCAGGCGACUCAAGACACCAUCUCGGGGCAUGCAGGAACCUUCCACAGCCAGAACAACCCCACACACACCAGGCAGGGCCACCCCCACGUGCAGAGGACCAGCCAGUGAUGCAGGAAAGCUCAGGCUUCUACAGAAAACUCCAGAGCAGGACCUGGGCCCGGCAGAAGGUGUCAGCGGGAGCAGGAGGAAGCCGGGGACCCCCAGAGUGAAGGUGCAGUCCCAUGAAGACCUGCCCAGCUUGGAAGAGCUUUUCCGAACCCCAAAGCAAGUCAAGGCAAUAGCAACGUCCGAGGACGGGCCCUGUUUGUCUGCCAAGCCAGAGCCAGCUGGAACCUCCAGUACCAACAAGCGACUCAAGACACCGUCUCGGGGCGUGCAGGAACCCUCCGCUGCCAGAUCAGCCCCCCACACACCUGGGAGGGCUGCCCCCACACAUGGAGAGCCAGCAGGUCUGGAAGGAGUCACGGGGUCUCAAGAGGCUGCAGGGCAGGACCUGAGCCCAGCAGCAGGCAUCACGGGGAACAGGAGACGGUCGCGGACCCCCAGAGUGAAGGCGCAGCCCCUCGAAGACCUGGCCGGCUUGGAAGAGCUUUUCCGAACCCCAGAGCACGUUAAGACAGCAACGUCCGAGGACGGGCCCUGCUUGUCUGCCAAGCCAGAACCCACUGGCACUCCCAGCACCAGCAGGCGAGUCAAGACACCAUCCCAAGAAGUGGGGGAGCCCCUCGCAGCCAGAACAACCCCCCACACGCCGGGGAGGGCCGCCUCCAUACACACAGGCCCAGCCAGUGCCACGGGAAAGGUCACAUUUCUGCAGGAAACUCCAGAGCAGGGCCUCAGCCGGGCAGAAGCUGUCGGCAGGAGCAGGAGGAAGCCGGGGACCCCCAGAGUGAAGGCACAGCCCCUGGAAGACCUGGUGGGUUUGAGAGAGCUGUUCCGAAGUCCCGAGCAAGCCCAGGAGCCAAUGUCUGCUGUCAACGUCGCUGAGGACCCCCACGAAGCCCCCCAGCCAGAGUCUGUCGUGAGCAGCAGAGUGAGGCGGCCCCGCGCCGCCGCGGGACCAGAGCACCCAGGAGAGGAGCUGCCCACCCGCCGCCGGGCCCCCCGCACAGGCCCCACCACGGCAGCCGGGGCAGAAGGCACCGAACCGCCAAAGGAAGCGCCAAAGCAGCGGCUGGAGCCCACCGAGAAGCUGACGACUACGAGAAGCGGGAGGCAGCCGCGAGCGGCCCAGGUGAAAGUCGAGGCCCCGGAAGGCUCAGCCGAGCUGAGGGAGCCCCCCCAGCCAGAGGGGCACACACAGGAGUCUGUGUCUGCUGCCAAGACCCCCAGGGUGCCCCGUGCAGAGCUUCCAGCCAAGCCCACCGUCGUGACAACGAGAACGAGGCGGGUCCAAGCCCCUGCGGGUCCAACCUCAGGAGCCGUGGAGCCUCCUGCUGGCCGCCGGCCCACCCGGGCAGCCACGGGGAGAGCCACACGCUUGGACCAGGCCGAUGGCAAGGGAGGUGCUGCCCCCUCUCAGGGACCAGCCGAGCAGAAGCCCCAGCCCGCAGAAGGGGUGGCAGGAAGCACAAGGCAGCCGCGAGCAGCCCGGGCAAAAGUCGAGGCCCCGGGAGGCCCGGCUGGGCCGAGAGAGCCCCCCCAACCGCAGAACACAGAUGAGCCCGUGUCUGCUGCCAAGACCCCCGGGGUGCCCCGUGCAGAGCCUCCAGCCAAGCCCACCGUCGUGACAAUGAGAACAAGACGGGUCCAAGCCCCUGCGGGUCCAACCCCAGGAGCCGUGGAGCCUCCUGCUGGCCGCCGGCCCACCCGGGCAGCCACGGGGAGAGCCACACGCUUGGACCAGGCCGACGGCGAGGAAGGUGCCACAGCCGAUCCGGGACCAGCCGGGCAGAAGCCCCAGCCAGCAGAAGGGGCGGCAGGAGGCAGGAGGCAGCUGCGAGCAGCCCGGGUAAAAGUCGAGGCCCCGGAAGUCCCGGCCGAGCAGAGGGAGCCCCCCCAACCGCAGAACACAGAUGAGCCCGUGUCUGCUGCCAAGACCCCCAGGGUGGCCCGUGCAGACCCUCCAGCCAAGCCCACCGUCGUGACAACAAGAACAAGGCGGGUCCAAGCCCCUGUGGGUCCAGAGCACGGAGAUGUGGAGCCUCCUGCUGGCCGCCGGCCCACCCGGGCAGCCACGGGGAGAGCCGCACGCUCCGACCAGGCUGACGGCGAGGGCAGUGCCAAGGCCCCUCAGGAACUAGCCGGGCAGAAGCCCCAGCCCGCAGAAGGGGCGGCAGGAAGCAGGAGGCAGCUGCGAGCAGCCCGGGCAAAGGCCGAGGCCCCGGAAGUCCUGGCCGAGUCAACUGAGCCCCCCAGCCCCCAUGAGGAUGCCAGCGUGCUGAGCCCUGAGGGCAGACCCUCAGAGGCACCCCUCAGCGCCCCCCAGGCAGACUCAGCCAGCCCAGGCAACAAGAGGCGGCGGCUCCGGGCAGCAGCCGGCACAGCGGGCAGCGAGGAGGCACCCACUCGCCCGAGAGCCAGCAGAGCAGUGAGAGGAGCCGCCAAGGACCCCGGGGAUGCGGCCGCCACGUCAUCCCAGGGAGCCACCGAGCAGAAGCCGGACUUGGGUGACCCUGUAAGCAGAAGCAGGAGGCCGCUGCGGGCCCAGGCCGGGUCCCCGGGCGAGGAGGCCCAGCCGAGAGUCCAUCUCCAGCUGUCCCAGCUGGCCGGCGUCCAGGCUCCAGAGCAAACAGCCCUCAGCACGAGGCGGCGGCCAGCUAGGACUCCCAGAAGUGGCCCCCAGGGCCCUCUGGGGGCGCCUGUGGAGGAGCCAGAGAGCAGUGGAGACCCCGGGGCCUCCCCGAGCCAAGGCCCCGCUCUCCCGGCGCCCCCAGCCGGACGGGUCACCAGAGGGAAGAGGCAGCGCCCAGAGCCAGCAGCAGAGGAGCCGCCGGUGCAGAAGAAGCAGCGGGUGGCGCCCCCGGACCCCCCCAUCACGGCGCAGAGCCAGAGGGUUCGGGCCCGGAGGACGGAGCCUGCGGAGGAGCAGCCCGACAGCACCAAGCAGGAGCAGGCGGACGGCACCCGAGCUGGCAGAGCCGGCACGACCCGACAGACCAUUGGUGCCUGUUUCCUGAUGCCCAAGAUUGUUGGUGUUCUUUUCUCGGUGCCCAAGACCGUUGGUGCCCAUUUUCCGGUGCCCAAGACCGUUGGUGCCCGUUUCCUGGUGCCCAAAACCAUUGAUGCUCUUUUCCCGUUGCCCAAGACCGUUGGUGCCCGUUUCCCGUUGCCCAAGACCGUUGGUGCCCGUUUCCCAGUGCCCAAGACCGUUGGUGCCCGUUUCCCAGUGCCCAAGACCGAGAACGACGACGUGGACGCCAAGAAACUCCGCCUUCGGAGCCGGCGGGAGAGGGCGGCUGUUUAG
Messenger RNA from Sorex fumeus (smoky shrew), 7722 nucleotides. RefSeq names its product marker of proliferation Ki-67 (gene MKI67). Gene Ontology annotation, molecular function: protein binding. The transcript is spliced from 13 exons. Gene Ontology annotation, biological process: regulation of mitotic nuclear division; regulation of chromosome segregation. Gene Ontology annotation, cellular component: chromosome; nucleus. The record is from RefSeq and is a predicted model, not a curated record. Lineage: Eukaryota; Metazoa; Chordata; Mammalia; Eulipotyphla; Soricidae. The coding region runs from base 1 to 7722 and encodes 2573 amino acids.